Messenger RNA from Pyrus x bretschneideri (Chinese white pear), 1086 nucleotides. RefSeq lists its product as uncharacterized. NCBI's taxonomy places the organism in Eukaryota, Viridiplantae, Streptophyta, Magnoliopsida, Rosales, Rosaceae. The record is from RefSeq and is a predicted model, not a curated record. The transcript has 5 exons. The coding region runs from base 201 to 854 and encodes 217 amino acids.
UUUGUGGACAAUGGCCCAAUGGACCCUCCCUUCCUCCACUCUUAUCCAAAGAACGUUCCUAGUUUAAUGGCGCAUCUGCAUUUUCGUCAACCUCCUCCCUGCUCUCCUCUCCCUCUCGUCUCCUCCCACACUGAAGAAGCAGAGAGCGACUGCUCCAAAGCCUCGUCCGUACAGUUCACGGCUCUGAAUUCAUCAAAAAAAUGGAUUGGGGUUCGAGUGGGGAAGAACCAACUUUGUGCGAAGAACUUUACAGUGUAAAUUUGAUACCGUCGGAGUUAUUUUUCAAGUUCCGGAAAGAAGUGAAGGAUUUAAGGGUCGGCCUCAAUCUGGAGUUUUAUAAUGCUCCAAUCAAUGAGUUUCAAGGAAAGAUUAUAUUGAAGCCGUUGGCUCCUGAACGGAUGUGGAAGUUCAUCUACGAGCCUAUCCAUCAGGAUGUUCGUGUUCUUUCAAAAAAGAUUCCUCUAACUGGAUAUCUAAAUCUUCAGCAGGUUGGCAUAGGCCAUAAUUUUCAAAUCAAUGCAACCGGGUGGAAAUGGAAACUUACUACUUGUUUUGGUGGAGAUGGCAUAUCUCGGAUCAGGAAUAAGACAUCGGUUGGCUUGGUCCCUGGUGUGGAUUUGCGCUUUGGGUGGAGGGCGGAUUAUGUUCUUCCUGAAAUUACCGGGGCGUUGGGUACUGGUGAACCGUGGUUCAACAUGAACUCGGGAAAGUUGCAAGCAUCACUAGAUAGAGUUGAGGCCAUCGUAAACUACACCGAUAUCUACAAUUUAUACAAGUCCAAAGACAAGGAACAGCAGCAGAGACCUGAAACGGAUGUAAUUUCUUAUUCCAGUCCUUCGGAUCCCUUAAAAUGAAGCGACUUUUCGCGCAAACGGGUUUGUUAAUGUUUCGUCACACAAUGGCCUUUCUGUGUGGAUCGAUGGAUAAGAGGACGCUGCAGAUUUGCACAAGUAAUUGUACAUGCUGUUGUGUCCUUGAGCUGAGCAUGCUUGCAAAUCAGAUCACGGUUUUUUCUACUUUUGUUGUUUGGCGUCGUGUAAAUGAUGUUUAAAUUUCUACCUAACGCAAUGUUCACCUCGUUCUCCA